Messenger RNA from Suillus discolor, 642 nucleotides. RefSeq lists its product as uncharacterized. The coding region runs from base 1 to 642 and encodes 213 amino acids. The record is from RefSeq and is a predicted model, not a curated record. The transcript is spliced from 5 exons. Lineage: Eukaryota; Fungi; Basidiomycota; Agaricomycetes; Boletales; Suillaceae.
AUGGCGCUCAGUGGAAAAAAAGCGUCACCUUCUGUUUUAUCGUCUUUCCUCUCUAACCAUAUCGACCCAAGCGCACCUCCAUUUGUUUUCGGGGAAGUAUUUGACGUCCCUCGACUAAGUCAAGCCAUAGGGAUCCACUUGCUUCAAUGGCACGAAGUCAAGGAUCCAGACAGUCAGGUUCUCGAUGAUCUUAGUUGUUGGACUGUCUGGGAAACCGUUCAACAGCACAUCGAGAUUCCUGAACCACGACGAAAUGUCUCAUGGACGCGAACCGCAGCUUGGGUCGAGCUGACAUCUCUUAGCAUGAGACAUCACAAUCAUGCAUCCUUUUGGUCUCUCGUGUUAAUUGGCACGCUGCACCAGGUUUCCCUUCCCCCGGACUAUCACGUAUUAUGCUUCGAUUUCUGUCACUACAUAAGCGCUCAUCAUACAUGGGAAUGGGAAAUAGACUAUUCUCCUGCAUGGAGAUUUGGAGGCCAACACAUCCAGCAAUGCGAGGAGUUUCCCGUGGAUCAGUGCUUCGGCCUGUUGUCUGUCAUUGCGCUCAGGGUGUCUGAGGUGCAAGAAGAGCUUCGCACACGAAAAGGAAUCGAUGCUACACAUGUUAUCAUGACGAGCGACGAAAGGGACCCGGAAUGGUGA